Prorocentrum cordatum is the source of this 496-nucleotide messenger RNA. NCBI's taxonomy places the organism in Eukaryota, Dinophyceae, Prorocentrales, Prorocentraceae. The record is from the annotation of a GenBank genome assembly.
GACAGUGCGGGAAAGUAGACGAACGAAGUCCACCGCCACUAUGGUACCUCUCGCGCAUGCCGCGACUUGCCUCGCGCUGUUGUUCCUGCAGUUCGACCAGGCCGUGGCGGAGGAAGAGAAUCCGAUCUCCAAGGUGAUGGAACUGUUGCAGGAGAUGAAGGUGCAGGUCGAGAAGGAGUACAAGGCGGAUGAGGAGGCCCACCAGAAGUACACCUGCUGGUGCAGCAGCAACCAGGGCGAGAAGACGGAGGCUGUUGCUGCCGCACAGGCGCGGGUCCAGGAGCUCGAGACCUUCAUCGAGGAGGCGGCCAGCAAGCAGGGCGAGCUGAAGACGCACAUCGGCGAGCUGCAGCAGCAGAUUGCCGAGGAUCAGGAGGCCCUGCAAGUGGCCACGAAGACAAAGGAGGAGGAGACAAGUGUCUUCAAAGCCCAGGCCAAGGAGACGAAGGAGGUCAUCGCCACUCUGGAGGACAGCCUCGCGCAGUUGCCUGGGUAA